AUGGUGAAUGAUUUGAAAACUAAGCGUAAAGAUGGCAAUGUGGGUCUUAAGCUGGAUAUUACUCAGGCUUUUUACAUGGUUAGCUGGUCUUUUGUCUUAGAGGUGUUUCGAAGCUCGGCUCGUAUAUCUAUUCUUCUCAAUGGAAGUCCAGAGGGUUUUUUCAAGAUAAAUAGAGGAUUGCGGCAAGGUGACCCUUUGUCUCCUCUUAUUUUUGUGUUAAUUGAAGAUGUUCUCAGUAGAAAUCUCACCAAACUUUUUAUUGAGAAGAAAAUGACUCCAAUGCUCUCGAAAAAAAGUUUGUCUCAAAAGAGUAAGAUUUAUUAUGGUGGUGGAACCUUGAGUCGUAGUAGAACUAUCACGGAUUUACUUGGCAUGGAAGUCUCUACUUUCCCGGACAGGUAUUUAGGGGAUCAAAUUAUGCCCGGUGCUGUAAAAUAUCAUCACAUUAGCAAUGUUGUUGAUAAGAUUAAAAAUCAUCUCUCUGUUUGGAAAAGAAAAAUGCUUUCUUUUCAAGAUCGUGUUGUUCUUAUUAAUUUUGUGAUUGCUAGUUAUGCAAUUCACAAUAUGGUUGUCUAUAAGUGGCCUAGAGAAUUUGUUAUGCAAUGUGAAAGAGCCAUCCGUAAUUUUCUUUGGUCUGGGGAUUCAUAA
Messenger RNA from Papaver somniferum (opium poppy), 648 nucleotides. RefSeq lists its product as uncharacterized. NCBI's taxonomy places the organism in Eukaryota, Viridiplantae, Streptophyta, Magnoliopsida, Ranunculales, Papaveraceae. Bases 1 to 648 code for a protein of 215 amino acids. The record is from RefSeq and is a predicted model, not a curated record. The transcript has 3 exons.